This is a messenger RNA of Brenthis ino (lesser marbled fritillary), 684 nucleotides long. The record is from the annotation of a GenBank genome assembly. NCBI's taxonomy places the organism in Eukaryota, Metazoa, Arthropoda, Insecta, Lepidoptera, Nymphalidae.
AUGGCAUUUCAUAAAGGCUUUAGUGGUUAUUUAAAUUUAUUUUCUAUGUUAUUGUUUAUGAUAUCAUUAUGGGCAGCGCGACUUGUUGAAGGCUCAAGGGCAGAAUUCGUGACAUGUGGAACUAUUUUAAAACUAAUGAAUACAGAUUUACGAUUGCGGCUUCAUUCACAUGAUGUGAAAUAUGGUUCGGGAUCAGGCCAACAGUCGGUGACAGCUCUUGAUAUAUCUGACGAUCAUAAUAGCCACUGGCUAGUUCGACCUGCCAUGGGAGAAACAUGUAAAAGAGGAGCUCCAAUUAAGUGUAAUACUAAUAUUAGAUUACAACAUGUGAGUACUAAAAAGAAUUUACACUCGCACUACUUUACAUCACCCUUGUCGGGGAACCAAGAGGUUUCUUGCUAUGGAGAUGAAGAUGGAGAGGGUGACAGUGGUGAUAAUUGGACUGUUGUCUGCAAUAAUGACUACUGGAGAAGAGACACUCCUGUCAAACUAAAACAUGUUGAUACUGCAGCAUAUCUAGCAGGAUCAGGCAGAACUUUCGGUAGACCGAUUAGUGGUCAGGGGGAAAUAGUUGGUGUAACUUCCCCAUACGGUGCAUAUACAGACUGGCAAGCACAAGAGGGACUUUUUGUCCAUCCAAGUGAUAAUCUACCACAUAUUCAAAAUGCAAUUCACACUGAGUUA